AUGGCACAGCUAUUUCUACUUAUUGUGGCUCUAGUGGUCUUGGGUCAUUUGCCCCCAGGGAGAACUGAAUUCAAACGGUGCUGGAAGGGCCAAGGGGCCUGCCGGGCUUACUGCACGCGGCAGGAAUCCUUCAUGCACCUGUGCCCGGACGCGUCUCUCUGCUGCCUUGCCUACGCACUCAAGCCUCUGCGGCUGCCCAAGCCUGAUUAUGAGUAG
Messenger RNA from Castor canadensis (American beaver), 216 nucleotides. It is a transcript of the gene Defb124, whose product is annotated as defensin beta 124. The record is from RefSeq and is a predicted model, not a curated record. Gene Ontology annotation, cellular component: extracellular region. Gene Ontology annotation, biological process: cellular response to peptidoglycan; positive regulation of chemokine (C-C motif) ligand 5 production; innate immune response. NCBI's taxonomy places the organism in Eukaryota, Metazoa, Chordata, Mammalia, Rodentia, Castoridae.